AUGACGAGCUGUACUGUAUUUUAACAAGUAAUUGAGCGCUUUUUAUUUUAUGGCGGCUCCACUAUGAUGACUUUCCAGGUUAACCCAUCGCUACCGACAGCUAAGGCUUUAAUAUCACAGGGAAGCUCCAGCUGCAGCCAGCGCGGCCCUGAUGCAGCUGAAUAUCCUCCGUACAGGAACUUCGGGAUGGGAGCAGGCGGGGGACCAGCAGCUUUCAGACAAAAUAGUGUGGUAAAGAAGAAAUUUCCUGUGAUACAGCCCUUGAGUGAGUCCAGGGACUGGAGGGAUCUGGUCAGCGACUUCAUUGUUACAGGGUCGCCAAAUCUAGCCAAAGAUGUCACACUGGAGUUGGAAAACACUGACCCAAAGAAAGACCUCUGUGGCAGACAGCUUGUGUUUGAUACUAAAUGUACAAGGUUUGAGAGGACCAGAACUGUUAUUCCUCCUCUUAUGAGAGACUAUGGUGUGAGCAGACCUGGCAGCAUGUAUCCCUUGAAACUGUCCAAGGAGAUUUCCUACAGCCACUCUGGUCGGCCCUUCACCUUGGGAUGCCCUGAAAGAUACGAACUCAACACAACUCCAGAAAUUGUCUUUCCCUCCACAUUAGUCCUCAAUGGCCGAAACACCUUCACAGUGGGGAACUGCAAGCUCAGCAGGCCUAAGGUGAAUUAUCCAACCUACACACUGCAGACUGUUAGAGACAAUCAGAAGAGCCAGCCCUUUCCAGAUCCGAUGGUGGGAGCUCCACGCUCUUUCAUCCACAGGGUAACCGAGCUGUCCGUGUUGGAGGGGGAGACGGUGAGACAAGAGAAGCUCAAGAAAAUGAGGAAGCAAAGGAAACCUCCAUCCUGACAAUCACCUUCUCCCGAGUUACACGGGCUAAGGAUCAAAACUUUGGAGUCUGUGCCAACGAGGUCAGAGCAAAACAAAACAUCAUGGGCGCCGUGCUCCUUCCGGUGUCUUCUUCUUACUGCUUGUUUGUCCUCAGUGACAUUAGUUUCCUGCUUAUCAUGGCUGGUCUUAACAUUUUGGGACUCCUGACCUGAGCUCCUCACCUUUAGUGAUCAUAUGCAGUAUUUACUAUGGAAAACGUACAAAAAUAAAUGCUGAAAUCUUAUUUUAUUUAGUAUUGUUUAUUCAGAUGUCCCAGCUGCAUGAAAAGAUCUUUAUUUUACCUCUCUAAUGGCUUGUAAUGGCUGUUAUGUAAUACUGCCAUAUUUCUCCAUGUAUCUUCUAUAUGUUUCCGAUGCUGUUGA
Messenger RNA from Cheilinus undulatus (humphead wrasse), 1256 nucleotides. RefSeq lists its product as uncharacterized. Lineage: Eukaryota; Metazoa; Chordata; Actinopteri; Labriformes; Labridae. The coding region runs from base 64 to 852 and encodes 262 amino acids. The transcript has 7 exons. The record is from RefSeq and is a predicted model, not a curated record.